This is a messenger RNA of Hydra vulgaris (swiftwater hydra), 354 nucleotides long. Its product is annotated as piggyBac transposable element-derived protein 4-like. The record is from RefSeq and is a predicted model, not a curated record. NCBI's taxonomy places the organism in Eukaryota, Metazoa, Cnidaria, Hydrozoa, Anthoathecata, Hydridae.
AUGGUUGAAGUGACGAACAGAAGAGGUGUAAAUAAACUUAAACCCAAUAUAAUUCGAGAUUAUAAUAAAGGCAUGUCAGGAGUUGAUCGAGCUGAUCAAAUGGUAUCUUAUUAUAACUGUCUAAAAAAAAACACUAGAUGGUAUAAAAAAGUAGCUAUUCAUAUUUUCGAUAUAUUUGUAUUUAAUGUUUACUGUCUUAACUGCAAGUAUGAAACAGAUAAAGCAAUCUCCUUGCUUAAAUUUCGGGAAAUAUCUGCUACCAACUUAUUAUGUGAGCACUUAAACGAAGAAACAUUGGUUCCUCAAGUCAACAACAACAAACUUCAUUAUUUGACUGCUAUACCACCAAAUUAA